GAAUUGAGCUGAAAGUAUUUGCACAACGGAUUGAGAUGUCGAAUAAAUAACAUGAGGACUCCAAAAGGUCACCACGCCUUCAGGUUUGUGUUUUUGUUAUGUUUGGACCUGAAGGUAUGCACUGCGUGUGCUAUCACAAUUGGAUACUCUCUGGGUAGCUAGCUAAUAUUACAUCUGUCUAACAACUUGAAAAUCUAGUGACCAGUCAGUCAACAACCAGGCUGCAGCAGGCACUUUUCCAUAGCUGCCAAAUCUGUUGCGUUAUUGUCAGUAUGUGUCAUCUACAGCUGAGGACAUUGCUUUUUGUAGCGUGGGUGUUGGGCUACAUCGCCUUUCUGCUCGCAACUAGAAAGAUGUGGACGGGGAAAUACGUGCGCAGUCCACUCGCUCGUUCACUUUUCAUGAACAUGGUGAGCGAAAGCGAAGAAGCCGGACAAGAAACCCAGGAGGUAAGUGGUUAGCUACAGAGUUACCUUUAAACAAAUAAACAACUCGAUUUGCUGUCAGAGUAUAUCACACUUCUCCCUGACAUGAUUUUGCUUAAGUGAGCAUUUUAAAGGCACGAUUGUGCAUUCAGCAAGAACCAGCUACUGUAUUUCCUUGGUUGCCAGGUGGAAUAGAAGUCAUAUUUCCUUCUCACUCAAAUAUUCAAGAGUUUUUCAUAUUAUGAAGAGAUUGAUACAAAGACCGGAUAAACCAGUGUUGUGGUAAUGAGUAGUUGUCAUCACUGUCUCUCGCACUCACCCACUUCUCCUCCUCCUUUCCCCUCCCUCCCUGCUCCUCAGUGGUACAGGUGUUCUCCAGACAUGUUGGGGGAGGUGGUUAGGCCUCUGUUUGUGCAGAGCCAUCUGGACCAGGACACCCAGGCUUUUCUGAGACGCAGCAUAGAAAAGUCUGGCUGGAUGUUCACCCAGUUCUACCACUCCUUCAUCUCCACUGUCCUCAGCCCCCUUGUGUCACGCACGUCCAUCAAUGGGUAAGUAAAGACAGCGUUUUAAUGCUGUCAUUAUCUCUGUCUUUCUCAUGCCCUCCUGUCUUCGUCUCUACUUGCUCUCUUCUCACCCUUUUCAAUAUUUUUUUGCCAGGUACUCAUUCUUCUCUUUUCUUCUCUCCCAGGUUCCUAGGUCGUGGCUCUAUGUUUGUGUUCUCUGCGGACCAGCUCCAGCAGCUGCUCCGCGUCGGCCCCGAGUGGCGAGGGGAGAGACUGCUGGACCUAGGGGCCGGGGACGGGGGCGUCACCGAGGUGAUGGGAGCCCACUUCAGAGAGGUCUACGCCACUGAGGUUUCUCCUCCCAUGAAGUGGCACCUCCAGAGGAAGAAGUACAGGUAAGUGAUACACACACACAUACACACCACACACACACCACACAGUCUCUGAUGUCCUCUUCUUUCUCGUAGGCUUUUAGGUAUUGAUGAGUGGCAGCAUACUGGGUUCCAGUAUGACCUGAUCAGCUGUCUGAACCUGCUGGACCGCUGUGACGACCCCCUGGAUCUCCUCAGGGGCAUCCACCGCUCGCUGGUGCCCAGCACGGGAAGACUCAUCCUGGCCGCUGUCCUGCCCUUCCAGCCCUGGGUGGAGAUAGGUGAGAUGGAGCACAGAUCAGUGAUACAGGAUGAAGACUUAGGGCCAUGUCCUUACUUGAGACUUUCAGCUAAAUCAUAUGUUGAUGUCAAUGAGAUAUUUGUGUGAAUGUGCAUGGAACAGCUUUCAUCCUUUCGGGCUGAAUAGUUACAGUAUUUAAAAUAAAAGAUAUGGGGACAGGUAGAAUACUUUUAUUGUUGUUUCAGCUGCCACAAGGCCUUUUCUAGACUAGUCUCCUGAAUCUGAGUGUUUGUUCUGUCUCUAGGUGGGAAGUGGCAGCGCCCCAGAGAGCACAUCAAAGUGAAGGGGAAGAAGUGGGAGGAGCAAGUCACCAACCUGUCCAAUGAGGUGUUCCGGGAAGUGGGGUUUGAGGUGGAGGCAGUGACUCGGCUGCCGUACCUGUGUGAGGGAGACAUGUACAAAGAUUACUAU
This is a messenger RNA of Coregonus sp. 'balchen', 2014 nucleotides long. Lineage: Eukaryota; Metazoa; Chordata; Actinopteri; Salmoniformes; Salmonidae. The record is from the annotation of a GenBank genome assembly.